CCACGACCAAAAGGACAUCUGCAAAGGGGCCCAGGAUGAGUGCGGCCAUGGACAAGGCAGCCCUCGAGAAGCAGCAUCUCAAGCAAAACAGAGAAAUCAUCCGCAUCAACCACCUUCAAGCAAACCGCAUCACAGCGCUCGAACAGCAGCUGCAGCGCAUCAUGGCCGAAAAUCUUGAUCUGCACUCUCGUCUCAUCGCAGGGGAUGUCAAGGCUCGUCAAGCAAGUCAACUCCAUGCUGCCAUGGAGAGAUAUGCAAAAGACCUGUAUAAAGCCGCAAAGGCAGGGUCCGCUCUGUUCAGUACAGCAGCAGCAUCAACACCUGCACCAGCCAGUACUAAGCUCGAAAGUCCAGUGACGGCGAGUACGCGUAAAUUACUCAGUGCAGGGCCCGUUGCACCACCAUCGCCUUCGCCUGGCCAGCACAUGAAACGAUCUCCCAAGAAGAACAAUCUGCUCAGUGUCUCUCCUGAGCGCAUCGAAGGGUUUCCGGGAGCCGCCAGUGUUUCUCGAGCUGCAGGUCUCGCAACAGUGCAACAGCCUGUGAAUGAGGAAGCGGCAUGGAGUGCAGAUAGCGAAGAACAGGCAGACCUGGAAGCUGCUCAGCAACGAGAAGCAGCACUCCUUGCAGCGGCUACUGAGCGUGAAGAGGAACGUGGCAGAGAUAUGGAGCGGGAAGCACGUCGGGCUGCUCGAAGACAACAUCGAACGAGUGGGGACACGGCAGCCCUCGUACAACCUGUCGACUCUCGUCGUGCCGAGCAGUCUGUCGAAUCAAGAGAACGUGCACAACAACGAGCACGUCGCAAGUCGCAUUCGCUCAGUAGCACAUUACUACAAGAUGAUGCUGAAAAGGAAAACCGAGCAGACUCAGUGGGCCGUCUGGAUCCGUUGGCCGAACGCAUGGCCCAACUUCAUGUGUCCCCUCGCAAGAAGGCUCGGCCGGCCUUGCAAAUCUUAUCGGACCCCAGCGUCCCUGAUGCUCGAGCGAAUCGCCUACCAAUGCCAGCGCUGUGUUCGCCGAAGAAGAAUCAAAGCCUACGACAAGUCCCAGAAGGUUUUGUCAAGGCUGAGCCGUGUUCACCACAAAUGCUAGUGAUGCCGAGGAGUGAAGACGAUUUGGGCAGUGAUGAGGGAACAGGUCGUUCAAGACGUGGCAAGGCGGUGAAUUAUGCUGAACCGUCCUUGCGUGCCAAGAUGCGCAGGACGGAGAGUCUACCGGGUGAUAAACGACGAAAGAGUACCUAUCGACGCUCCUCGGCCAGUAGCGCGGAAAUGAUGCAGCGGGCUACGGCUGCUGGCAAGGAGUGUAUCAGCAUCGAUGAAGAUUGAUGCCGCUGGUGCGUCUACGCCGUAUUAGAUGUCUGAGUGCUUUCUAUUGUACAACAUUCUCAACAGAUUCUUGUUCUUGUGCUGCAAGGUACAGUUGUCGUGCAUACUCGCCUGCGAGUCCAGCAGCAACGAGCCAGCCAACAUAUUGACUCCGUUUGAACCAUCGUCCACAAUCUUGUACAUUCGCCACAUCGACUUUGUAGAUCAUAUUCGCUGUAUACAAAGCAGCAAGCGUUGUGCCAGCAAUAUACGGGCCAUUCGCAAGUUGC
This is a messenger RNA of Protomyces lactucae-debilis, 1600 nucleotides long. RefSeq lists its product as uncharacterized. The record is from RefSeq and is a predicted model, not a curated record. Gene Ontology annotation, cellular component: nucleus; chromosome, centromeric region. NCBI's taxonomy places the organism in Eukaryota, Fungi, Ascomycota, Taphrinomycetes, Taphrinales, Protomycetaceae. Gene Ontology annotation, biological process: meiotic chromosome segregation. The transcript has 2 exons. Bases 36 to 1331 code for a protein of 431 amino acids.